Molecule: messenger RNA, 2833 nt
Organism: Pundamilia nyererei
Lineage: Eukaryota; Metazoa; Chordata; Actinopteri; Cichliformes; Cichlidae
Gene: olfm1b
Product: olfactomedin 1b
Exons: 6
Coding region: 706-2163 (485 amino acids)
Biological process (GO): signal transduction
Source: RefSeq, a predicted model, not a curated record
CCUUUUUUGAUGGGUGGGCUGUGGAGAAAGAAAUGUCAUUGCUUGCUGCUAUAAAUAAUCCCGCAGCAUCAUUGUGGGCCGACCUCGGUCGCACUGCUCAUUGCCAUCCCCUCAGGGGACAAGUUAGUGUCGACCCAACUAUGAGCGACUUCAGGCGCAAUCCCAGAUAUUACCACGAACGGACCCAACCUGGCUGACAUCAUUGCGUCUGGUGAUAUAGAUAGAUCCGUAGUACCUCCUCCUUCCUCUUCACAUCCAUUUGGAGCCGCCUGUGUGUGUAGUCAGUGGCACUUAAUCACAGAGCGCAGCAAGGCAGGAGGCGGACCGUCGGGCGUGAACGAAAUAGUAACGGCGAACCGGAGAGGCGGCAGUGUGCGGGACAACGCGGGCAGAGGAGCUAUCCAGAGAACGUCUCCAGAACGUCUCCUCUCGGGUUUUAGCCCCCCUCCUCUUACUUUAUCCGUGCACCGGAUCGCGCCGUGCAGUUUUGCUCUCCGUCCCGACCCACCAAGUCUCGCUCUGCCGCCGGAGCUUCCGUGGAAAUGUCCAAAAAAAGAACAGCCGAGCCGGAGUCCCGGGUGAAACACGAAGAUGCUCUGGGCACCGCGACUCGCCUCUCUCGUUUCUCCCUGGAGUCUGUAGAAUGAAGGCGACUUAAAUUGAAAAGAAGAAGAAGAAGAAAAAGUCAAUAGCAGAGCGCAAAAGAUGUCGGUGCCUUUGCUGAAGAUCGGCGUCGUGCUGAGCACCAUGGCGAUGAUUACCAACUGGAUGUCGCAGACCCUCCCCUCUUUGGUGGGGCUCAACACCACCAGGCUCACGGCGGCGCAGGGAGGGUACCCAGACCGGAGCACAGGAGUGUUGCCAGCAAACCCAGAGGAGUCGUGGCAGGUGUACAGUUCAGCCCAGGAUAGCGAGGGAAGGUGUGUCUGCACUGUGGUGGCACCCCAGCAGUCCAUGUGCUCACGAGAUGCCCGUACCAAACAACUGAGGCAGCUGCUGGAGAAGGUCCAGAACAUGACCCAGUCCAUCCAGGUGCUGGACCAGCGCACCCAGAGGGACCUGCAGUAUGUAGAGAAGAUGGAAGUUCAGCUUCGUGGUCUGGAGACCAAGUUUAGGCAGGUGGAGGAGAACCAUAAGCAGAACAUCGCCAAGCAAUACAAGGCCAUAAAAGCGAAAAUGGAGGAGCUUAGACCGUUGAUACCAGUGUUGGAGGAGUACAAAGCCGAUGCCAAAUUGGUAUUGCAGUUUAAGGAGGAGGUCCAGAAUCUGACGUCAGUUCUAAGCGAACUUCAGGAGGAGAUGGGGGCCUAUGACUACGAGGAGCUCCACAACAGAGUGUCAAAUCUUGAGGAGAGACUCCGAGCAUGCAUGCAAAAAUUAGCAUGCGGCAAACUGACGGGCAUCAGUGACCCCAUCACCAUCAAGACGUCCGGAUCCAGGUUUGGCUCCUGGAUGACUGACCCUCUGGCUCCUGAAGGAGAUACUCGGGUCUGGUACAUGGAUGGCUACCAUAACAACCGCUUCGUGCGGGAGUACAAGUCUAUGCAUGACUUCAUGACGGCAGACAACUUCACGUCCCACCGGCUCCCCCACCCGUGGUCAGGAACAGGUCAGGUAGUCUACAAUGGCUCCAUCUACUUCAACAAAUUCCAGAGCCACGUCAUCAUCAAGUUUGACUUCCGCACCUCCUCCAUCAGCAAGUCCCGGCAGCUUGACUACGCAGGCUUCAAUAAUGCGUAUCACUAUGCCUGGGGAGGGCAUUCUGACAUUGACCUCAUGGUGGACGAGGGAGGACUGUGGGCUGUCUACGCCACCAAUCAGAAUGCCGGGAAUAUUGUUAUCAGCAAGCUGAACCCCAACACGUUGCAGAUCAUCAAGAGCUGGACCACCAACCACCCCAAACGGAGUGCCGGCGAGUCUUUUAUGAUCUGUGGCACGUUGUAUGUGACCAAUGGCUACUCGGGAGGCACCAAAGUCUACUAUGCCUACUCCACCAACUCCUCUACUUACGAGUACAUCGACAUUGCCUUCCAGAAUAAGUACUCACAUAUCUCCAUGUUGGACUAUAACCCACGUGACCGUGCACUCUACGCUUGGAACAAUGGUCACCAGGUUCUCUACAACGUCACACUUUUCCAUGUCAUCCGCUCAGAGGAACUGUAACCAUGAACAUGGAUCGAACACCAUAAAUGCAUAUUGUCUGUAAAGGAAAUCUCACUAUAUACAAAAAUAUAUCUGCUCCAAGAGACUCUAUGGCAAGACCAUUCUAUUUAUGAUAUCAAAGAAUUUCUGAAAGACUGUAUCAACAGUGAAUGCAAAGUAGAGUGAAUGUGCAUAUGAAAAAAUAUCUAAAACUGAAGGGUUUCAUUCCAAAAUGUGAUAAAUCACAAACAAGAAAAAGAAGCCGUAUCUGUUAUUAUCACAGAUGAUUGUGUCAAAAGCAAAACAUUUUUGUAAAUAAAAGGUCGUAACAUGACUUCUUAGUCUUAGUAGACUUUAUUUUAAUAGCUGCCAUAAUUUUGUUAAAGGGUCUUUUAUUUUGGAAUGAAACUCUUUAAUUGUUUGCCAUAUAGAAAAUGACUGUAAAAGUAGAUAUAAAUAUAUCAGAUUUAAAAGAAUAAGAACAGAUGCCAUAAAAAAAUCAAAACAAAAAAAACACACGCCUUUUUUUAUAUCAUGGAAUAUCAACCUAAGCUCAUUCCUGUGGCUCCAGUUCUUCUGCAGAAAUCCUCCCGGCUGAACUUUUCUUUCGGUCAUUGGGGGUCCUGAAACGAAGACUGUUAUAAUAAACUGUUGGAUCCCCGUGUCCCAUGGACAUAACGUUAAAAAAAAA